GUGACAUUAUUGUUUGUAAAUGCCCAACCCUUCCCAAUCUACAAGCUCACCUUCCAGGACGGAGCCCAGCCCAUUUUCACCAUAUAUAAACUGCUGCCGAGAGGCUCAUCUCACAGAUCUGCUCCUCUCAGCUCUACCCUCCAGCCUCUCACGCUUUCUUCAGCCUUCCCUCUUCAGCAAUCAUGUCUAGCAAAUCCACCGUGAGGAGCCAAAGCGUCAGCCACCGUGGCUUCAGCACCAGCUCAGCCAGAGUCCCAGGGGUCUGCCGCUCUGGCUUCAGCAGUGUCUCUGUGUCCCGCUCCAGGGGCACUGGUGGCCUCGGUGGAGUGUGUGGAGGAGCUGGCUUUGGGAGCAGGAGCCUCUAUAGCCUGGGCGGCUCCAAGAGGAUCUCCAUCGGAGGGGGCAGCUGUGCCAUCAGUGGCGGAUAUGGUGGCCGAGUUGGAGGUGGCUUUGGCUAUGGAGGUGGAGCUGCCAGUGGAUUUGGUUUUGGUGCCGCAGCUGGUGGUGGCUUUGGGCUCGGUGGUGGAGCUGGUUUUGCUGGUGGCUAUGGGGGCUCUGGCUUCCCUGUGUGCCCCCCUGGAGGCAUCCAAGAGGUCACCAUCAACCAGAACCUCCUCACUCCUCUGAACCUGCAAAUCGACCCCACCAUCCAGCGGGUGAGGACUGAGGAGCGGGAGCAGAUCAAGACCCUCAACAACAAGUUCGCCUCCUUCAUCGACAAGGUGCGAUUCCUGGAACAACAGAACAAGGUCCUGGACACCAAGUGGACUCUGCUCCAGGAGCAGGGCACCAAGACCGUGAGGCAGAACCUGGAGCCCUUGUUUGAGCAGUACAUCAACAACCUCAGGAGACAGCUGGACAGCAUCCUGGGGGAGAGGGGCCGCCUGGACACAGAGCUCAGGGGCAUGCAGGACAUGGUGGAGGACUUCAAGAACAAAUACGAAGAUGAAAUCAACAAGCGCACAGCAGCAGAGAAUGAAUUUGUGACUCUAAAGAAGGUGAGCUGCUGAAGAUCAGGGGUUCAUGUUCCUUUCUAGAAAGAAAGGACUCUUGGCCCCUGCACACAUCCAAGAGGGGAGUAGAUGGGGAGACUAAAAGGUGUUCAGACUGGGAAGGAAGGCUCAGCUGACUCCAAGGUGUUGGCUUG
Molecule: messenger RNA, 1147 nt
Organism: Panthera uncia (snow leopard)
Lineage: Eukaryota; Metazoa; Chordata; Mammalia; Carnivora; Felidae
Product: keratin, type II cytoskeletal 6A-like
Exons: 3
Coding region: 183-1010 (275 amino acids)
Biological process (GO): keratinization; intermediate filament organization
Cellular component (GO): keratin filament
Molecular function (GO): structural constituent of skin epidermis
Source: RefSeq, a predicted model, not a curated record